Messenger RNA from Branchiostoma floridae (Florida lancelet), 2205 nucleotides. RefSeq lists its product as uncharacterized. Bases 288 to 983 code for a protein of 231 amino acids. The record is from RefSeq and is a predicted model, not a curated record. NCBI's taxonomy places the organism in Eukaryota, Metazoa, Chordata, Leptocardii, Amphioxiformes, Branchiostomatidae. The transcript is spliced from 5 exons.
GAUCUGCUAAGGAAUCAAAAGCCGUGUAUUGUAGCGUUCGAUUUGUUUUCAAAACCCCGGGCUCAGUGUCGGGACCCCGAAACUCGAUAAGACGUCUUUUGUGAAGACGUUAGCAGCGAAGGUGUGGUAAACAUAACUCUUCAUCCUGGAAGAAAGACGGCAACAACCGAACGUGUUGGUACAUCUUACAGUACAUCUGCUUUUGGGAGGUUUACAGAAAAACAGCGGGCGUGCCAUAAACAAGCCGGGUGGUACAGUGCAGAAGAUAUUACUUGUACCAGGGCGGCAUGGUUCGACUGGUGAACACCGUGUUUGGUGACUAUUGUACACGCGUAGCAACACCACCUGACAGGGCUAAGCGUGAGCUCCAGGAGGCGCGGGAGAAGCUGCCGUACCUUACCCAGGUAACCCUGCGGCAGACGGCAGCAGGAGGGCGGCCCACCAUGCCGGUCAAACCUCCCACUGCUGCCCCAGAGAAGUCGUACAACAUCCACCUCCUGCCGCACACUGAUGUCACGUAUGCUGGGCACGGAAAGUCGUACCCAAACCACAAGCAUUUCGACUGGAGUAGGAUUUUCCUGAAGCGCAGCUGGAAGGACCAGCCGCGCACAGCCCCUUCUCUGUACGAGCAGCCCAUAGACAUCCCACGCACACGGGCACAGACUGACGGCAUUCCUAGGCAGAGACUACCGCCGGACAGCCUCAACGCGAGGAAACUCAAGAAAUUCAGCGAUCACAACCUGAGAUUACAACAGAAUGCAGACGGCCUACAGUUACGCCUUCCUGAACUCCGUCCCGCGCCGAGGAUCACGGGAAGGGGCACGGUUUACAAGCCACAGAAUCCACUUGUGCAUUCAGAGAUCACGCGGUCGUCCGUGACGCUACCUGACGUUGGGAAGGUGACGGAGACCCGCUGGGUGAACAUGGUACCCAUCAGCGGCCCGGCCAGGGGACCGUGGUCCUUCUACACCACAGAACGAUGACUGACGGGAAGUUUCUGCAAACUCAGAACAACAGACCACAAGGCAACUAUUCACCAAACAGCUGUUGCACGGAAGAUCGUAACUUUUCUGACUGCCGGGCGGUUUUGACAGCUACUCAGAAAACGUUAUGAUCUGACACCCAACAUCUAUUUGGAGUUUCCAGGGCAAUUAUUAAGACUACAGCUACAUACGAACUAAUUAGGAUUUAAGUUAAUCAGACUUUGUUUAAUCUGAAUUUGUUUAAUCUUAUGUAUUUUUUUUGUGGUACUGUAAUAUGUCCUUGUCUACCUAAGUCCUAAGAAAAAAGACUACAGCUGGUGACAGACGUUAGCUAUUGAAAAGCUAUAUAGUCUGAAAUACACAUGACAAAACAAAAUCACAUUCACUGAGUCACAACGGACAGUGAAAUGUACUUUACACAGCAAGCCAUAUACAAGUCUUAGCUAGGGUCGUUUGACUUUAUAUCAAGAACAGAGCAAUUUUAGCUACAACGUCGAAUUUCUCAGUAGCUAGGGGUAGAAAUUACUCACGCUAGUCCAGAGAUGUUUUGGUAAACCAACGUUACAUAGUAGCUCGUGGCAAAGAACAUGGAUGUUAGCCAUUAAGCUGCUAAUAGAAAUUCAAAGGUUAUGUUAUAGCAUUUAUGAUAAGGUAGAUAUACUUCUUGUUGUAGAUUUAUUAAAUUUCAAACCGAUCGGGAAAUGAUUUAAUUUUCAGUAUGUGAUAGAAGUCUUGAGAUUGAGAUCAGUGACGGAAAGUUGCCACAUGCUGCUCAAUGUUGUUCUGACUGCCAUGAAGUACAAUUCGAUUGAAAAGUCGUGAUUUAACGUAAUGUACACUGCUAUUAAGGCCAAAUAGUGUUAAUGAUAUUGCUGCUAAUAGGUGCACAGAAAUAUAAGGUGAGAUUUGUCACAUUGAACUUUAAAAAAAUAUUGUAAUUCGAUAAUCUUAAUCACACGCUAUAGAUAUGUUCAAUGCAAUUUCUUUUCAUAUAAGGUAAUAAAUCACAACAUGCUGCUACUACUCAGGGAGUAUAAGUAGUUUCGUAGCCUGUAUGUGUCAACAAAAAUAUGUUUUCCGAUUUUUUUAUAGAAAACUUGCAUUCUUGUUGAUUUUGCUUUUUCCUCUGUUUAGAAGUAGACUGAAAUCACAAUUUGCUGGGAAAAACUGUACAAGUUAUGAACACACAACAAUGAAAAGAAUAAAGUGACGGAAAGUUUAA